AGGUUCAGAGGCCCGACCCAAAAAACACUCUUCUCAUUAAUUUCCUCAAUCUGCACUCAUUGCCUCGAAACAAAUUCUCCCUCUCUUUUUCUCUCUCGCACGUGCUAUUUCCUAUCCUGCCAUUUUUCUCCUCCACCUCAACCCUCGCACGUGCGCCCAAAGCCCCUGACUCUAAGUCUGUCCUAUAAGUGAAAUCCCCCUCUUCUCUCUCCCUUGAUAUCUCUUUUUUUUUUUUUUGCUUUUUUAAGACAACUUUAUUGACUGGCUCAAGUUCUCAUCUCCCUCUGACCAUUUGACCAUGUCGUCGAUUAAAACCGUUAAAGUCAGCAAUGUUUCUUUAGGAGCGACUGAGCGAGACAUCAAAGAAUUCUUUUCAUUUUCUGGUGACAUUGAAUAUGUUGAAAUGCAGAGAGAUAAUGAUGGGUCUCAAAUUGCCUAUGUUACUUUCAAGGAUUCACAAGGAGCAGAGACUGCUGUUCUUCUUUCGGGAGCAAGAAUAGUUGAUCUGUCUGUCAGCAUUUCUUUCGCUCCUGACUACAAGCUGCCUCCUGCAGCUUUUGCACCACCCCCUUUACUGCAGGCAACACAAAACAAAACUCCUGGUGGUGCUGAUUCUGCUAUUCGAAAGGCAGAGGAUGUUGUUACUGGCAUGCUUGCUAAGGGCUUUAUCUUAGGCAAAGAUGCAGUCAACAAGGCAAAGACCUUUGAUGAGAAGCACCAGUUAACAUCAACAGCCUCGGCCAAGGUAGCAUCUUUUGACAAGAAAAUUGGGUUUACUGAGAAGAUAACUGCUGGUACUACUGUCGUUAGUGGCAAAGUACGAGAAGUGGAUCAGAAAUUUCAGGUUUCAGAGAAAACCAAAUCAGCAUUUGCUGCUGCUGAGGAAAAGGUCAGCAGUGCAGGAUCUGCCAUAAUGAAGAACAGGUAUGUGUUCACUGGAACUUCAUGGGUAACUGGUGCUUUCAAUAAGGUUGCAAAAGCAGCUGGAGAUGUUGGCCAAAAGACAAAAGAAAAAGUGGGAGCUGCUGAAGAGGAACGAAAAAGAAAAGUGGUCGAUGACUUUGCGCAGAUUCACCUAUCUGAGUCCCCUAAAGCUUCUGCACCAAGUGAACAACAAUCUUCUAAGCCUGCACCUGCUCAAGGAUUGAUCCUUUAAUUUGCUGCUCCUGUAAAUAGUUGUGGAACUUUGGUAUUGAAUUCUCUCAUCUCUUUGUUACUCGCUUUGAUUUCCGGUGUGGAACUGGUGAUUGUAGGAAAAAUCCAUCGCAUAGCAUUUCACAUAAUUAACUAUCUUCUUGGCCUGAAUGUUGAAUGAAUUGAAUAUCUGGUUUUCUAUUGGCAAGCCUCUGGUCUUACCGGAUUAUGAUUUCGGUUUUAUAUGGAAACUAUGUUCCUUUUGAUUGGAUUUACGUGAUCAGAUGACUAAGUCUGGAGUGACCGUGCAGUAUCCAACAAAGCCCUCCACUUCCGUUUCAUCCUCCAAGCCGCUCUCGUACUCGACCAAUCAUCAUCGCUGUCACCGUCAUCUCCACUUCCAUUGACCUACCUGGAAGGCUUCCCCAAGCCCAACCCUAAAUAUAUUUUUUGGUAGAUACGAAGAUGUGGAAGAAAAAGUUAUAGCGAUGGCAUUGAAGUGGUUGGGAUUUUCUGAAAUCCUAUCAGGUCGACGAUCGUUAUUGCUUAACCGCCGAUGGUCUCAAUAUGGAAAAGAUUUCAGAAGUUAUCUGAAACAAAAGAUGAAAGGAGCACAUUUUAGCGUUGCUGAUAUUGAGCGAUAUCGAAAAGCGAAGCAUCAAGUUGGUGAAAAUGGCUAAUUAUUAGCAAAAGCAUAAUUAAUUUAAACUUCUAUUAUGGAGCCAAAAUAUUGUAGAAUGGUACCUAUCAACAAACAUUGAUAAGGGAUCUUCUCCUUGUCUCAGUGAGCAAGAAGAAUAUUAUUGCAUUAUUAUCUGCACAAUUAGAGUUUUUUUUUUUCCUUGAAAGGACAUUGAUGAUAUUAGAGUUAGAAAUGAAAAAGUAGUGCUAAAAUAAUGCU
Messenger RNA from Durio zibethinus, 2035 nucleotides. RefSeq names its product binding partner of ACD11 1-like. Lineage: Eukaryota; Viridiplantae; Streptophyta; Magnoliopsida; Malvales; Malvaceae. The record is from RefSeq and is a predicted model, not a curated record. Gene Ontology annotation, molecular function: RNA binding.